Molecule: messenger RNA, 1371 nt
Organism: Pseudogymnoascus verrucosus
Lineage: Eukaryota; Fungi; Ascomycota; Leotiomycetes; Thelebolales; Thelebolaceae
Exons: 4
Coding region: 155-1309 (384 amino acids)
Biological process (GO): amino acid catabolic process; D-galactonate catabolic process
Molecular function (GO): galactonate dehydratase activity
Source: RefSeq, a predicted model, not a curated record
GUUAAUCAUCAAGUUGGCGGACAGCCACGAAUUCUAUCACUCAUGCUUCUCAUUGUUCGAUUCUACUCUUCCAUAUCUAUCAAUCAUACGCCUUUCCCCUUCCCCACCGUGCGACUUUCUAAAAGCCUUCAUCGACUAAUUGCCUCAUUUCAUAAUGGCCAAAAUCACAAGCAUCGAAUAUUUCCGCGUUAAGCCUCGCUGGCUGAUGGUCAAGAUCAGUGAUGACGCUGGGCAGUACGGCUGGGGUGAAGGCACCCUCGAGGGCCACGAUCUCGCUGUUGAGGGUGCACUAGACGAGAUGAUUGUGCGACUUAUUGGCCAGGAAGCAAAUAACAUUGAGCAUAUAUGGCAAAUGUUCUGGAGACAUGGCUUCUACCGUGGUGGUCCGGUCUUUAUGUCUGCACUCUCUGGAAUUGACAUUGCCUUGUGGGAUCUCAAAGGCCGGACUCUCGGAGUCCCAGUCUAUGAGUUGCUCGGUGGGAAGGUCAGAAAUAAGGUACAGGUCUACGCCUGGAUUGGGGGUGACAGGCCAGCCGACGUCGAAAUCGCCGCCAAAGCACGAAUAGCACAGGGCCUCAAAUGCGUCAAAAUGAAUGCAACCGAGGACACAAACUGGGUCGACUCACCCUCCGUCCUCGACGCCACAGUCGAGCGCCUCCGCAUUGUAAAAUCCCUAGGCCUAGACGUUGGCCUCGACUUCCACGGCCGCCUGCACAAGCCCAUGGCGAAACAGCUGGCCAAAGCAUUAGAACCCCACCGUCCACUCUUUAUCGAAGAGCCACUUCUCUGUGAGCACCCGGAAGCCAUCAAGCAGCUUGCAGACUCCACAAGCAUCCCGAUCGCGUUUGGCGAGCGCCUCUACACGCGUUGGGACAUCAAGCGCUUCCUCGAAGACACGUCGGUCGAUAUUCUGCAGCCGGACAUUGCGCAUGCUGGCGGUAUCUCCGAGACGCGGAAAAUCGCCAUUAUGGCUGAGGCAUACGACGUCGCAAUCGCGCCGCAUUGUCCCCUUGGCCCUGUUGCAUUUGCGGCCUCGUUACAGGUUGCAUUGGCGACGCCGAAUUUUGCGAUCUUGGAGAUGAGCUUGGGCAUGCAUUAUAAUACUGAGUCGGGUGACGGAAUUGAUUUACUUACGUAUUUGAAGGAUCAGAGCGUGUUUGACAUUGCGGAUGGGUAUGUCAACGCGCCGACAGGGGUGGGUUUAGGUAUUGAGAUUGAUGAAGAGAUGGUGAGGAAGAUUAGUAAAGACACGAAGCCCUGGCAGUGUAAGGAGUUUUUUGGUCCGGACGGUAGUAUAAGAGAGUGGUAGAGGGUCUAUAUCCACAAGGCGACUCUUUACGGGGAGGUCUUUUAGGAAAUGAUAAAGCUAUG